AUGGUUCCGCUGCUCAUCUGCCUGGUGUGCCUCAUGGGCGGGUGCAUGUGGUGGCUGUGCCGGCGCUGCCUGCACUCCGGCUCCACCGCUAGCAAGGACUGGCCGCCCGCCACCUACGACGAGUUUAAAGACGUCCCUAGAAUCUGCCGCAUCCUGCUGUCCGUCUACGAGGAGGAUAUCAACAACCCGGUCUACAACGACCGUCUGGAGAUUAAUGACGUCGUGCGGCUCGCGGGGUACAAGGACACGCAGGGCCGGUGCCCGCCGUACGUGAUCUACGUGGACCACGCGGCGCGCGACAUCUGUCUCGCGGUGCGCGGGCUGAACAUGGCCAACUUCGCCGACUACCGCGUGCUGAUGGACAACCGCAUCGGCAAGCAGCGCUUCGACGGCGGCUACGUGCACCACGGGCUGCUCAAAUCCGCCGCGUGGCUGCUCGACCAGGAGAUGGAGACGCUCAACGCGCUCGCCGCGGAAAACCCGGCGUAUACGGUGACGCUCGCGGGGCACUCGCUGGGGAGCGGGAUUGUCGCGAUGAUGACGGUGAUUCUGCAUAAGAACCCCGACGAGGUGGGGUUUGAUAAUGCGCGGCUUCGCUGCUUCUGCAUCGCGCCCGCGCGGUCCACGUCGCUCAACCUCGCGAUUAAGUACGCUGACAUCAUCAACUCCGUCGUCUUGCAGGACGACUUCCUUCCGCGCACGUCAGCACCCAUCGAUAACAUCCUCGCGCUCUCCUUCUGUCUGCCAUGCAUGCUGUGCGUCAAGUGCUGCUGGGACUCGUGCGGGCUGUACAAGCGUCGCCUCAAGGACCCUCGCCGCCUCUACGCGCCCGGUCGCCUCUUCCACAUCCUCUACACCUCCGACUUCAGCUGCCAGGAGGAGGAGCCGCAGGUGAAGACCGCCGUACCGGUCGAAGACCGCUUUGAAAAGGUGGUGCUGUCCCGCACGGCCAUCGACGACCAUUCGAUCGUCAUCAUCGAGCGCCGAUCAACGGUGGCGGUGGAGUCUCUAGAGCUGCGGGAACAGGCGGAGCAGGAGGAGGAGAAGAAGACACCCCCGGAGCAGCAGCGCAUGAAGCGCUCUUCAACCAUGAAGGAGCGCCAGCAGCAGUACGCCCAGGCGCUUGAGCGCGCCCUCACUCUCCACGUGCCCGAUGCCGCCAGCGCUGAGGAGAUUCGGCAGCUGGUGGCUGCUGCUGAGGCGCGGGAGGAGGGGGUGAGUGAUAGGGCGGUGCAGGGGCACAGGGCAGAUAAAACGGGCGAGAAGGGAGAUAAGGGGGACAAGGGGGAGAAGGUACAGGUGAAGGAGAAAUCAGAAACGAUUGCACCUUCGCCAACAGCCGCAGCAGCAGCAGCAGCAGCAGCAGCAGGGGCAGUGGCAGUUGUUGCUGCUGUGGGGAUGGAAGGCGGCAAGGAGGCAGUGGGAGGUGAGAAAGAGGCGGAGAGGAAGAAGGAUGAGGACGAGACGAGCGAGAAGAGCGCCAAGAGCGAGACUCUGUCAGAGUUCUGGCAGAAGGAGCUGGAGGAGUUUCGUGAGAAGGAGAAACAAGCACUGCUGGAGGAAGAGCGGAAAGCCGAGGAGCGCGUGAGGCAGUUUGAGGAGCAGAGCCGUGCGGACAAGGCAGAGAAGGCGGAGAAGCGCCGAGCGGAGCAGACGGGAGGGGAGGAGGAGGAAGAAAAGGGCGAGGAGGCGGAGAGUCUAUCGGACUACUGGAGCAAGGAGCUGGCAGCGCUGCGGCGGCGCGAGGAGGUGGCGAUGGUGGAGAGGGAGGCGCAGGCGGCUGAGCGCAUCCGCGCGUUUGAGGAGAGGCAGAGGGUGGAGCGGGCGAGACGCGUCGAGGAGGGGGAGGCGGCCGAGCGGCUUUCGGAGUUCUGGGGAAGGGAGAUGGACGGGGAGAAGGGGGAGGGGGAGUGGGCGGAGAGGGAGGUGGAGGGCGAUGGGGAAGGGGUUGUAGGUGUGGGUGGGAAAGAGGGUGGUGAUGGUGCCGUCUCUGCUGCCACAGCGCCUGCCGCUGCCGCCGCCGCCGCUGCUGCUGCUUUUGCCGCUGCUGGUGCUGCUGCUCGUUCUCCUGCUGCUACGGCUGGUGCUCCCACAGCAGGGGGAGGAGGGGAUGUGGUGGUGGAGGUGGGCGAUGGGGCGGCGCGAGGCCCGGCAGAUGUGGCCAUCCAGGUGGAUGAAGGUACGGCGAUGCUACCCAAGACACCUCCACCUGCCACUGCCCCUGCCCCUGCCACUGCCAGUGCUGCACGUGCAGCUGGGGCUGGGGCCAAGGGCGAGAAGAGCGAGGCAGAGCGCGACGGGCAGCAGCACAGGCACGCACACUUGGGGCGGGCUUUAACCACCACACCGCAGCAGCAGCAGCAGCAGCAGCCGAGGGUGGAGGCUGCAGCAGCGCGGCAGCAGAUGGGGCGAGCGAUCACUGUAGGGUCAGGGCGAGAGAAGGAGGCAGCAGCAGCAGCGAGGCUGUCUGCAGGAGGGGCAGCGGCAAGGGGGGGGCUGUCUGCAGGGGAAGUGGGGGGGACGGGGGGGACCCUGUCAGUGAGGCAGAAGUGGGCGCGUAUAGUGGAUGAGUUGAUAGAUGCGGGGGAGGGGGAGGUGCACGGGGGCACACGCGACGCCGCCGAGGCUCAGCUUCGGGAGGCGCAGAGGAUCGGCAAGGAGCAGUGGCACAAGGCUCGGGCGGCGUUCCUGUCUGGUGUGGGUGGCCUGUCGAAGAAGGCCGGGAUGAACAUUGAGAUCUGA
Molecule: messenger RNA, 2742 nt
Organism: Closterium sp. Naga37s-1
Lineage: Eukaryota; Viridiplantae; Streptophyta; Zygnematophyceae; Desmidiales; Closteriaceae
Source: the annotation of a GenBank genome assembly